CAGGUGUGGAGCAGUAACCAGUGCUUUCCCACCCCCAGCCAGUCGUGUCCCAUCACCAUGUUCUGGAAGUUUGAUUUGAACACAACGUCACACGUGGACAAGCUGCUGGACAAGGAGGAUGUGACCCUGGAGGAGCUGAUGGACGAGGAUGACGUCCUGCAGGAAUGCAAGGCGCAGAACCGGCGGCUGCUGGACUUCCUGUGCCAGCAGCACUGCAUGGAGCAGCUGGUCACCCUCAUCACCCACGAGCCCCCCGUGGACAUGGACGAGAAGGUCCGAUUCAAGUAUCCCAACACGGCCUGCGAGCUGCUGACCUCGGACGUGCCGCAGAUCAACGACAAACUGGGUGGGGAUGAGACCCUGCUCAACAUCCUCUACGACUUCCUGGACCACGAGCCCCCCCUGAACCCCCUCCUCGCCAGCUUCUUCAGCAAGACCAUCGGGAACCUCAUUGCACGGAAAACAGAACAGCUCCUGGACAUCCAACGAGGAUUUUCUCUCCUCCUCUUUUCCCUGCAGUGGCUGAACGAAGCCAGGAUUAUCCAGAGACUCGUGGAGCUGAUCCAUUCGAGCCAGGACGAGGAUAGGCAAUCCAACGCUUCCCAGACCCUGUGUGACAUCAUCAGGCUGAGCAGAGACCAGAGCACUCAGCUCCAGGAUGUCCCAGAGCCGGAUCCACUUCUCACAGCACUGGAAUCGCAGGAGUGCGUGGAGCAGCUCCUCAGAAACAUGUUCGACGGGGAGCAGAGCGAGACCUGCAUCGUCAACGGAACCCAGGUGCUCCUGACGCUGCUGGAAACGCGGCGCUCCGGAGUGGAAGGCCUGAUGGACUCGUACACUCAGGGAUUCGAGAGGUCUUACGCUGUCAACAGCAGCAUCUUGCACGGCAUCGAGCCCCGGCUCAAGGACUUCCACCAGCUGCUGCUGCGCCCGCCCAAGAAACCGGCCAUCCUGACCACGCUGGGAGUGCUGGAGGAGCCUCUGGGCAACGCGCGGCUGCACGGCUCGCGGCUGAUCGCGGCGCUGCUGCACACCAACACCCCCAGCAUCAACCACGAGCUCUGCAGGCUCGGCACCAUGGACUUGCUACUUGAUUUAUUUUUUAAAUACACGUGGAAUAACUUUUUGCAUUUCCAAGUGGAGCUGUCCAUAGCAGCCAUCCUGUCCCACUCUGUGCACGAGGGGAAGCCCAGCCCGGGGGAGCCGGGCAGCAAAGAGGAAGCUCCGAGCGGGAACGCGGCCCCGGAGCCAGCGGAGCCCACGGAGCCCACGGAGCCCACGGAGCCCCCGGCCGGAGCCACCGAGAACGUCAUGGUCACCCACCUGUUCCAGAAGUGCUGCCUGGUGCAGAGGAUAUUGGACGCCUGGGAAGCCAAUGACAAAAUCCAGGCGGAGGGCGGCAGGAGGAGAGGGAACAUGGGGCACCUGACCCGCAUCGCCAACGCCGUGGUGCACAACAUGGAGAAGGGACCCAUGCAGGCCCAGAUCAGUGACUUCAUCAAAGAGCUGCCAGAGGACUGCAGGGGCAGGUGGGAGAGUUUUGUGGAGGAGACGCUGACGGAGACGAACCGGAGAAACACGGUGGAUUUGGUGAGCACCCACCACCUGCACUCCUCCAGCGAGGAUGAGGACAUUGAAAGCGCUUUUCCCAACGAGCUCACUCUCCAGCAGGCCUUCUCCGAGUACCAGAUCCAGCAGAUGACGGCCAAUUUCGCGGAUCAGUUCGGCUUCAACGACGAGGAGUUUGCUGACCAGGAUGACAACAUCAAGUUGGAAACAGCUCCUUGUUUUCCAGGAGCACAGCCCGAGAAUUCCAUCCCUGCUGGGGCCCCUUCAGGCCCUGCAGGGGCUCUGAGCUCUCCCUGGAGCCUUCUCCUCUCCAGGGGAACAUUCCCAGCUCCUGCAGCUUUAGAUCAUCUUUCCAGACUCAGAUUAGGGAAGCAGAGGCAGAGAUGGAUUUCUCAUGGAUCUAAACAUUUCCAGGCUGUUCCUGGCCUUUCCUGCUUUGUUCCCCAAAGCGAGGCAGCAGCAGCAGCAGGGCUGUGGCGAUCCCGGGUGAUCCCAGCUCCUGAGCAGAGCUGGGUUUGCUCAGUCCUGAGCCUGGGAUUAGUAAAUCAGUGUGUGCAGAGAAGGUGUGCAGUGAUUCCUGUGCUCCUGCAGCCCAACGCCUCCCUGUUCGAGGCCUGCUGCAACGAGCGCAUCCAGCAGUUCGACGACAACGAGGAGGAGGAGGACAUCUGGGAGGAGAAGGAGAUCUCCUACGCAACCCAGGUCAAGUCCAGGACACGGUUUGGAGCGUCGCAGACGUCGGAGAGCUCCAGGAGUGACCUGGAGAACGGGGACCACGACGGCAGCGUGGACUCGGAGGAGGAGGAGGAGCAGCGGCCGCCCCCCAGGCUGUCCCCCCAGGCUGUGCUCUCCACAGGGGCUGGCUGGACGGCCGUGUUCGAGCCCGCGAGCCCCGCGCCGCCCGUGGCCAUGGACGUGGGCUCCAGCGUGUGGGACUCGGCUGCCCCGCAGAGCAGCGCCCCGGAGGAGAAGGGCUGGGCCAAGUUCACAGACUUCCAGCCUUUCUGCUGCUCCGAGUCCGGGCCCCGCUGCAGCUCCCCCGUGGACCCCGAGAGCGGCGGCAGCGACAGGAGCCCGGCACAGGGCCAGGACAAGAACUGCAGCGCUGCCGCUCCCUGUGCGUGGAACGCGUGCGGGACGCGCAAGGCGCCGCUGGGGGCCCUGGACAGCAGCUCCUCGGGC
Messenger RNA from Parus major (Great Tit), 2751 nucleotides. It is a transcript of the gene PPP6R2, whose product is annotated as protein phosphatase 6 regulatory subunit 2. The record is from RefSeq and is a predicted model, not a curated record. The transcript is spliced from 20 exons. The annotation marks the transcript as partial. Gene Ontology annotation, cellular component: nucleus; cytosol. Lineage: Eukaryota; Metazoa; Chordata; Aves; Passeriformes; Paridae. Gene Ontology annotation, molecular function: protein phosphatase regulator activity; protein phosphatase binding.